This is a messenger RNA of Jaculus jaculus (lesser Egyptian jerboa), 6136 nucleotides long. It is a transcript of the gene Nes, whose product is annotated as nestin. Gene Ontology annotation, molecular function: intermediate filament binding; CCR5 chemokine receptor binding. The transcript has 4 exons. Gene Ontology annotation, cellular component: intermediate filament. Bases 100 to 5772 code for a protein of 1890 amino acids. The record is from RefSeq and is a predicted model, not a curated record. Lineage: Eukaryota; Metazoa; Chordata; Mammalia; Rodentia; Dipodidae. Gene Ontology annotation, biological process: positive regulation of intermediate filament depolymerization.
CUCAGUCGCUCGGGUCGCUCCCUCCCCGCCCCGUCCCAUCCCAUCCCGUCCUUGUCGCUUCCUUUCUCUUUUUCUUUUCUGGGUCUCCAGGCCAGGAGGAUGGAGGGGUGCGUCGGGGAGGAAUCCUUCCAAAUGUGGGAGCUCAAUCGCCGUCUGGAGGCCUACCUGGCCCGGGUGAAGGCCCUGGAGGAGCAGAACGAGGGGCUGAGCGUGGAGCUCGGGGGCCUGCGGGCGCGGGCCGGGGACGACGCCUCGUGGCGGGCGCGCGCCGACGACGAGCUGGCGGCGCUGCGGGCGCUGGUGGAGCAGCGCUGGCGCGAGAAGCACGCGGCCGAGCUGGAGCGCGACCGCCUGGCGGCCGAGCUGGAGGGCGUGGCGGGCCGCUGCGAGCGGCUGCGGACGGCCCGGGCGCGCACGGCCGACGAGGUGGCCCGCAGCCGGCGCCAGGCCGAGGCCGAGACGUGCGCCCGGGACUGGCUGGGGAGCCGCGCGGCCGCGCUGGAGCGCGAGCUGGACGCCCUGCGCGCCGCGCACGAGGAGGACCGCGCCGACCUCCACGCGCAGGCCGCCCGCGCGCCCCGCCGGAGCCCCGCGCCGCCGCCGCCGCCCUGCCGGAGCCCCGCGCCCGCCCCCGACCUGGACCAACUCGCCCGACGGCUGGGCGACGCCUGGCGCGGGGCGGUGCUCGGGUACCAGGAGCGCGUGGCGCACCUGGAGACGUCGUUGGCCCAGGCCCGAGAGAGGCUGGCGGGAGCCGUGCAGGGCGCCCGCGAGGGCCGGCUGGAGGUGCAGCAGCUCGGGGCCGAGCGCGACGGUCUCCGGGAGCGCAGGGCCGCCCUGGAACAGAGGUUGGAAAGCUGCUGGCAGGAGCGGCUGCAGGCCACCGAAAAGUUCCAGUUGGCUGUGGAGUCCCUGGAGCAGGAGAAGCAGGGCCUGCAGAGCCAGAUCGCCCAGGUCUUGGAAGGUCGGCAGCAGCUGGCACACCUCAAGAUGUCCCUCAGCCUGGAGGUGGCCACGUACAGGACCCUGCUGGAGGCUGAGAACUCCCGACUGCAGACACCCACGGGCUGCUCCCCGGCUCCCCUCGGCCUCCAGGACCCCAAGCUGCAGCUGCAUUUCCCUGGGACCCCAGAGGGCCGUCGCCUGGGACCAGCGCUCCCUGUCCUCAGCCCAACACCCCUCCCCUCUCCCUUGCCGGAUACCCUUGAGACCCCCAUGCCAGCCUUUCUGAAGAGCCAGGAGUUCCUCCAGGCCCAACCUCCCACCUUGGCCAGCACCCCCAUCUCACCCACACCUCAGGCUUCCUGUCCUGCUACCAAUGCAGAGCUCAAAGCUCAAGGUGCUUCUCUCUUCCUACCCCAGACACAGGGUGGUGGAAGGCAACCGGCUUUGGAGCCACCAUUAGCUGAGGCCGAGGUAGCUGUUUCUGACUGUGUCCUCCCAGAACUAAAGGAGUCCGGGGGUAAGCAGCCUGAGGCCAGUACAGGCCAGUUCCCUGAGGACCAAGCCUCCUUGGCCUCACCCCUCAACCCUGACCACCCUGCUUCAGAGGCUACAGAUGGAAUACCUGGUGGGCCUAAAAUGUCUAGCAUAUUCCAGGAGGAAAGUGAAGGCCGAGUCUUGGGACCAGUAGAGAAAGAAGCAGCCGUAGAGGUCAAAGUAGCAAAUAGCCCAGGGCAGGAAACAGGACAAACAGGGAGGCUGGAUGUGGAAGAAACCCAGGCCUCCCAGGGCCCUUUGGGAAAGGACAUCCGGAAGGCUGUGGCAGAAGAGAGUCAGGAGCCACCAGUGUGUCUGGAAACCCAGACCCAGGAGACAGUGGGGAAGACGAAUCACAAGUCUCCAAGCCCUUUAGAAAGCAAGAACGUGGAUAUACUAAGCAGUCUAGAAAAAGAAAAAGAACUGCCAAUGAUGUCUUCAGCAGGAAGGGGUGUGGAGGAGAGAGAGAGACCUACAAGCAGAGAAGCUCCUGAACUACCAGUGUCCAUGGGCAGAGACCACCCUCAAGCCUUACCGCUCUUAGGAAAGGACAACGAGCAGUUAUUGCUGUCUCCUGAGACAGUUUCAUUUCUGGGAAAGGAAAAUCAAGAAGCAGUGAGGUCAACAGAAGAGCCACCAGGAGCUCUGGAAAAGGAGAGCCAACAGCAGCCGAGAUCUCUAGAAGCAGAGGAUGAGGAGACAUGGAGAUCUCUACCAGAAGAGAAUCAGGAGUCCUUGACAGCUCUUGAAGAUGAGAACCAGGAGAUCUUUAGACCUCCAGAGAAUGAGAACCAGGAGCCACCAAAGUCUCUAGAAGAGGACCAGAGGACUGAGAGAACACCAGAAAGAGAGGAUCAAGACUCUCUGAGAUCUCCAGAAGAAGAGAUGAAUUUGGAGUCUCGAAGGUCUCUCAAAGAAGAGGGCCAGACAAUUGAGGGACCUUUAGGAAAAGAGGAUCAGGACUCCUGGAUGCCUCCACAAGAAGAUGAGAUGAUUGAGGGACUGCUAGAAAAAGACAAUUUGGAUUCCCUAAGGUCUCUCAAAGAAGACCAGAGGAUUGACAGACCACUGGAAAAAGAGGAUCAGGAGUCCCUCAGUUCUCCAGAAGAUGAGAUUGAGGGACUGUCAAAAAAAGAGAAUUUGGAAUCACUAAGAUCUCUUAAAGAAGAGGAACAGAGUUUUGAGAGACCACUGGAAAAGGAGAACCAACAGUCCUUGACAUCUGUAGAAGAGGGCCAGGCAAGUAAGAGAGCUCUAGAAGACAGCGAUAAGGACUCCCUGAGGUCUCUAGAGGAUGAGAUGAAUUUGGAGACUCUAAGGUCUCUCAAAGAAGAGAACGAGAUGAAUGAGAGAGCUCUAGAAGACAGUGAUAAGGACUCCCUGAGGUCUCUAGAAGAUGAGGCAUAUUUGGAAUCAUUAAGGCCUCUCAAAGAAGAGGGCCAGAAGAGUGAGAGACCUCUAGAAGACAGUGAUAAGGACUCCCUGAGGUCUCUAGAGGAUGAGAUGAAUUUGGAGACUCUAAGAUCUCUCAAAGAAGAGGGCCAGACGAGUGAGAGAGCUCUAGAAGACAGUGAUAAGAACUCCCUGAGGUCUCCAGAAGAAGAGAAUGAGAUGAUUGAGGGACUGCUACAGAGAGAGAAUUUGGAAUCAGUAAGAUCUCUUAAAGAAGAGGACCAGAAGAUUGAGAGACCACUGGAGAAGGAGUGCCAGGGGUCCCCGAAGUCUCUAGAAGAAGGCCAGAGGACAGUGAAACUGCUAGAACAUGAGACUCAGGAGUCACUGAGGUCUCUAGAUGAAGAGGACCAAGAGCUACGGGGAUCUCCGGAACAAGAUGCUCUGCAUCCACUGACGGCUGCCAAGGAAGAAGGCUGGGUAGCAUCAAGACCACUGCAAGAGUGGAAUUCAGAGCCGCUGAAGUCUCAUGGAAAGGACCAGGAGAUGAUUAAAUUGCUUGGAAAAGAGAAUCAAGAAGAGAGUGUAGAGGCAGUGGGGUCUUUAGAAACAGAAAACCUAGAGUCACUGAGAACUGGGGGAGAAGAGACCCUAGAACUAUCGAAAGGUCUAGAAGUUCGGGAGCCACUGUGCUCUCUCGAAGAAAUGCAUAAGGGGACAGUAAAGCCUCUAGAAGGUGAAAUUCAAGAACCACUGGGGUCUGGGACUGACAACCACGAGAUGCUGGGACCCCCAGGAAAGGAGACUCAAGACCUGAGAUCUCUGGACAAGUGGAACGUAGUGAUGGCACAAUCUCCAGAAAGGCCAGAGAAGGAGCAGGGUCAGGAUGUGGGGGUGGAAGAGGGGAGAGAGAGCCCAGAGUCACCGGGGUCUCCGGAAGAGGAGGGACAGGAGCCAUCUCACUAUGCAAAUCAGCUGAGGUGGGAUGGCCGAGAAGCGGGUCAGAACCCGCCCCUGGGGAGGGCUGGGGAAGGUGAGGACCAGGCCGAGCUGGACGAGGGGAGCAGACGGGGUGGGAAGGUGGAGGCAGUGCAGGAGGGAGAGCGGCGGCCAGAUGCCCUGGAGGAGGCCUGGAGCCUGGGGGACACUGAGUCCAAAGAGCAUGGGGUCCUAGCUGAGGAAGCCGGUGGGAUAGGGGAUGCUGAGGGGCAAACGAAGCAGGUGGAGACCCCAGGUCUCCAAACUGCCCAGGGAGCGCCAGAGGUGGUAAAGCCCCCGUUGGAAGAUGAAGAUGUAAUGAAAGGGGGUGACCAGUUCUCCUUAGAGGUCACCUUGAGGUCAGAUGUAGCUAGAGAUCAGUCUGUGCUAGGAACUGGGCUGAGAUUGGACCAGGAGGAGGUAGAGCUGAGGGAGCCAGGGCACCCAGCCAGAGGGGAAGUGAUGCAGCCCCCUCCAGAGGAAGAUUUGCAGGCAGAGAUUGCCAAGGGUGUGGAAGGGCCUGGAAGGGACCCAGAGGGGACAGGUGUCCCAGAGGCAGGACUCUCUGAACUGUCCAGGACCAGUGCUGACCCCCGGGAGCUUCCUAAGGGAUGGGAGGAGCCAAGGCCUGAAGCUCCCUGGGGAGCAGAGGAGCUUCGCUCAGUGGUCACCCCAGGCUAUGAGAGCAGUGAUGCCGCCCAGCCCAGGUCCCCAGGGUCAGAGGACAGGGAAGACGCACAUCUACUACCAGGACCCACAGGCCCCAGGCCCAUAGAACCCUGCUCAGCCACCCCAGUCCUGGAGUCGGCCCAGCCUCUGGCUGAGGGGGCUCAGGAGGCUGGCUGGGGCCUGGGAGGCAGAGCCGAAGCCCCGGGGAGGGUGGAGAGUGAGCAGAAGUUUGGUCCUGUGGCGAUCUCGGAGGGUGUCCAGGAGGAGGAGGAGAGCAGAGAAGAGAGUGAGGCCGAUGACCUGGGGGAGACGCUCCCUGACUCCACUCCCCUGGGCCUCUAUCUCAAAUCCCCUGUGUCCCCCAAGGGUGACCUGGCUGGGGACCAGAGGUCUCCCACUCAUGGGGAGGCUCAGAAGGAAGGCUGGGAUCCUGCCGUCCCGGCUUCCCAAGACCUCGGCACCCCACCCUCGGAAGAGGAGGAGGGGGAGGCGGAGGUGGAUCCUGCUUCUGGCCUCUUGGAGGAAUUUGAGGACUUGGAAAAUGAGUCCUCUCUUCCAGAGGUUCCCAGGGAGGUGGCAUCGCUGGGCCAGUUGCCCCCACAGUUGGAGCCUGCAGGCUGGGAUAGGGACGGGGAGUCUGAUGGGUUUGCUGACGAGGAAGAGAGUGGAGAAGAGGCAGAGGAAGAAGAUGAGGAGGCAGAGCCAAGAGGUCAGUGGUGGGGACCAAGACCUUCUGGGAGUAGUCUCCAGGCCCUGGGUAGCUCUCAGAGAGGGGACUUCCCGGAGCCUGAGGCAGUGGAGGUCAGUGGCCACUGGGAUGACGGAUUAAAGGACACCGCGGCCGACAUCUCUGUGGCUGCCCUGGGUGCCAGGACCCAGGACAGUGCAGGGCCUUCAGGCUCAGAGGACGAGUCUGACUCUGUGUCCUUGGACAGAGAGGAUCAAGUCCUUGACCCUUUGGAUACCCCCAUGGGGGCAGGGGACACCUGUGGUCUCAGUGGCCAGGGCCCCAACUUGGCAGAGUCAGGGUGUGUAAACGGGAGCGUGGUAAAUGGACUGGAGCAGGCAGAUGGUGUAGGGCAGGGUGUGACCCUGGGUGAGGACCUGGGCCAAGGGCUCCCCUCCCAGGACGAGGAGGGAGCUGUCCCCAAGACCCCUUGGGUAGGCUCUGCUGUGCAGCUGGGCCAGGCCCAGUUCCUGAAGUUCAGCCCCAGGGCAGCGGAUGGAGACUCCUGGUCCUCGGGGGAAGACUAGAAGAAGCCCCUCUGGCACCAAGGACCUAGUGGGGUCUGUCCUGCUGUGCUCGGGGCUAGCAGCCUUCAACUUUGAUAGCGUGGCCUCUGGUCUCCGUCCAGGAGAGGCCGGGGGUGGCAGGGUGUGGUUCUGAGCGGGCAGGUUCAGGCCCACCUGCUUGCACCUUCCCUGAGGCUAAGUCGGCUGAGCCCCUGUAGGACUGGGCCUCCCGCUCCGGCACCCCAUCUGCUGUGCAAGGCCCGGCCCGGCUCUGUCCUGAGGGAACAGCCCUGCUCACCUGCACCAGCGCCGUCUUGGCGGGUCUGGCCUGAGCUGUAUCUGUUUCUGACCCCAUCCCUGCUUGAAUAAAGUUGUAACCCACCUA